Molecule: messenger RNA, 3914 nt
Organism: Epinephelus lanceolatus (giant grouper)
Lineage: Eukaryota; Metazoa; Chordata; Actinopteri; Perciformes; Serranidae
Source: RefSeq, a predicted model, not a curated record
AUGGCCGAGCACCGAGACCUGAGGCAAGGAAAAAGCCACCUCUGGGGGCCGUCCACACUGAGAGGGCCCACGGUCCACGGCCAUAGGGAGCGCCGCCGUAGAGAUCACCCCGACCCGUCACCUGUACCAAAACCUAAACGUGUGUCUACCAGCCAAGCAGGUAAAAUGAGUCUGGCUUCUCCUGAAUCGCACCUUGACCCGAUGUCAGAAAAAGCAGUGGAGCCUGAUAGCUCAGCAGAAACUAUGAAGCCCUCUUGCAACAGGGAGUCCACCAUUCUAGCUAAGAUCACUGGACUGAAUCAAUCUGUCACUUCAGGCGAGAGUGAAAAUGAAGGUGCCACCUCUGACAACCCUGCAGACAACAACACAAGCAGCGGCUCUAAAGAUGACACCCUACAGAAGAAAGUGAACUGCACUGCCUGUGGAAAAAAAGUAAAUCAGUUUCAACGCAACUCUGUGUACGAGCAUCCUGUCCUCAAAGUACUUAUUUGCAAGUCAUGCUACAAGUAUUACACAAGUGAUGACUUCACCAGAGACUCUGAUGGGAUGGAUGAGCAGUGCAGAUGGUGUGCUGAAGGUGGCAAUCUCAUCUGCUGUGACUACUGCAACAAUGCCUUCUGCAAAAAGUGCAUUCUGCGCAACCUGGGCAGGAAGGAGCUUUCAGUCAUUACUGAUGAGAACUCAAAGUGGCACUGCUAUGUCUGCAGAUCAGAGCCUCUCCAGGAUCUGGUCUCUAAAUACCACCACAUCAUGGAAAAACAAGAACUGCAAUUCAAGCAACGAAAAUUGGACAUAUGCUAUGAACGUGAGAGCAAGAUACACAAGAUCAAAGCUGUCAAAGAGCACAAAGUAGUUGUGAAUGGGAAAGAACAUACUGAAGGCUCAGGGACCAUGACAUUCUCCUACAGAAAAGUGCAAGUACCCAAAGAACUUAUAAAGAAAACAAAAAAGCUUGUUGAAACAACUACUGGUCUCAACAAUACAUUCAUUCAGUUCAUACAGCAGACAGCUGAGGAGCAGGGAGAUGAGGCUGUCAGGUAUCGGCAUUUGAAAGCCUUCAAGACCGUGCUUGCUGACUUGAAAAAAGCCCACAGUGCAUUGGAAGAGGCUUUGGGGGCUGAAUUCAGAAACAUGGAGUUGCAGAAUGGUGACUAAGUGCAACAUAUUGUAAGAGAGAACACUAAUGUUGUGAAAAAUGUGGUGGUUGUGGAAGAGGGUGAUGCAGCAAAGGAGGGGAAUGCAAUAGAGGAUGCCUGUGUAGCAGAGGAGGCUGCUGUGCCAGAAGAGGCUGAUGCAGCAAAUGAGGCAAACACAGAAGAGGAUGCUGAUGUAGCCGAGGAGGCUGCUGUGGCAGAAGAGGCUGAUGAAGCAAAUGAGGCAAACACAGAAGAGGAUGCUGAUGUAGCCGAGGAGGCUGCUGUGGCAGAAGAGGCUGAUGCAGCAGAGGAGGCUACCACAGCUGACAUAGUAAAGGAACCAGUCAAGGAGGGGCAUAAUGAGGCUGAAAUGAAUGUCAUCCAAACAGAAACUGAUGCAAUCGAAAAUACAAUGAAAAUGGAAGUAUAUGAUGGUGGCCUACUGUCAGCUGGUGAAACAUUUCUUGAUGAAGACAUUAUGUCUGUACCUCCUUCGGUCCCUGAUGAGCUUUUUCAGAUGGUGGAGGGUCUUGAGGAUUUCACCCCCAUACAGGAAGAUACCAUUUCAGUCAAAGAUGCUGAAAUAAAGUCAAAUGAAAACUUAAACUCUCAACCCACCCAGCCCAAAAUGAAGAACCUCAUAGUCAAACUGACUCCUGUGCCAGUUGUGACCAUGCAUGGGUUAGGGUCCUCCAUGUCCAAAUACAAAGAAAAAGAUGGAGAGGCACUUGAAAAGUGUGAGGGAAAAUGUGAGAAGGGAAAAGAUGAUGCUGUAGGUGGGACAGACAGCCCACAACCAUGCCGUUGCUCAAGUAGAUUCAAGACCACUCCCAUGAGGAACCAGGCUGAGAGCAAGGGCAAGGAAGAAUGCUCUGAUACAGAGUCCAAGAAGGAUAAGGAGGAGACCAAGGAUUCAGAGAAAAGGAUGAUGGAGUCUGACUCAGAUGAAAUUCAUAGCAUACUGUUGGAGAAAGCUGCAGCAGGCCACAGCACAGAUGAGGAACAGGGAAGCACAACUGCUAAAAAGUGUUUAUUCAAACCAGACAAUACGUCUGCAAAGGAUGAAGACAAAGUGUCCAAACGCAAGAGGAAGUCUGAAAGCUCUGAUUCAAACUUGGAUAACAAAAGUAAAAAGAAAAAACAGAAUGGCUCAGAUUCCUCUGACUCUGACUCUGACCAGGGGACGGAGAAAAAGAGUAAAGUAGCCAUACAGCAGAGGAGAUCUAGCCGUGUGAAGAAACAAGAUGAAGCAAAAGAGGAAGACAGAAACUCACAUGAGAGGAAAGGAGCCAAGACGAGAAGUUCUUACGAAAAGAACUGUAAGGGAAGUAGCUCCAAAGCAGCCUCCAAACUGCAUUCAUCCUCCAGUGGGGAUGAAGAGGAGCAGCAGGCUGAAGAUGACUCAGGAGAGGACAGUGCCAAGCAAACAAUCAAACCUAUUGUGGAGAAUAACGUGGUGGGAAGUAGUGGACCUUUUCAUCAGUACUCAGGAGACAAAGAGGACGAUAAAGAGGAAGUCUCUCAAGUCUGUGAAGAUGAUGUCGAUGAUGAUCCUGAAAACAGGAUUGCAAAGAAAAGGGUUCACUUGUCAGAGGUGGAGAAUGCUGCCAGUGAAGAGAAGGAGAAUAAGGGAGCCAAGAGGAAGAAAGUGGGCAGCAAUGACUUUUCAGACUCAGACUUCGAGAUGUCAGAGUCCAGGGCAGAGUCGGGGAUAAGCGAGGAGCCUAGUGAACCAGAGGCUGAGGAGAAGUGUCGGCAGACCAGAUCAUCGAAGAAGAAGGACAAUGAGAGCAAGAAAAGUUACAGUCUGAGGAAGAAGCAACAAACGAUCAAAGUUCAGGAUUCCUCAUCCAGCAAUGAGAAGAGCGGAGAGGAAUCUGAUGACGACGCAAAUGAAGAAGGACGCAAAAAGACUUGCAAAACCCUGAAGGACGACAAGCUGCGCACAGAGACUGGAGAUGUUCUGACGGAAGAAGAUGAGAAAUGUGUAGCUGAGACAGAGGCACUCAGGGAGAAACUUGAAGAGGUAAAAAUGAAAUGCGGCAUCAUGAAAUGCUACGUUAGUCUGAAGAUGUUGAAAAUAGAAUUGUGGACAUGAUUGGAACUACUUUUAAAUCUCCUGAAAUGUGUUGAUGUAUUAGAUACACUAAGUAUUUUGUGAUGAAUAUCACAAUAGUUGAGUUGAACCUUUUACAUUACUGAUUUCCCACUAUGUGUGAAACUGAUUUUAAACAGCCUUUGCUGGUUCAAAUACACUAUAAUGGAAUUGUGGAGGGAACAAAAAUAGAAGGGUAUGCAGUAUUAUUUUCGCAACUUUUUGCUUUAGGUCGGAAGCAUAGGGGCAUGCAUGCGAGCCAGCUCUUAUGCUAACUGCCAUUUUCUAAUCUGAGCAGGUCAUCUUUUUAUUUGUUUACAUAAGUCAGAACCCUUUCUGUUAUAUUGAAAUAAACCAUACAUAUUGUAUGCAGGUUGAGGGUUUUGUGGAGAUAAUGCAAUUUUUAAUGUGGUGAUAGCAAACUGAUUUUGUAUCAUAAUGUAUGUGAAAUUUACAUCCAUCAAACCCAUGGAUAUUUUUUUAAUAAAUUAUAUUACACAUUUAUUCUGUCAUUCUUGUUGCUCUUUCUCUGUUUAAUUUUGAAAGCGGCAAUAAUCCUAUUUGUUUACUGGUGCUUUAAAAAAGAUUAUCAUGGCAAAUUACAGCAAUUGAUGUGUUAUUUUUAUUGCAUUUCCUGCUGUUGGAGAAUCUGUACGCCCAAUAAAUAAUUGGUCAUGUUUCAA